AGAACCUGCAUGGAAUGGAGGAGCACUAGAGCAGCACUGUCGCUGUCGUCAAGACUCCCACCACCUCCACCACCACUGCUUCUCUGGAUUGUGUGGUAAUGGCAGAGACUCUGAGCAGCUCUGUGAUGCCUGAGGGACCAGCUGUGUUGAUGCGGUGCCACCUCUGAUAUGAUGCUGAGAGCAGGAGGGGCAGCCACCUCUCUCGCACUGCUGCUGUUGCUGCCAUUGCUGUGCUGUUGCCACCUGUGCCACUCACUGCGGGUUCCAAAACUCUCCUCGUAUGCAAAAGCAGAGGACAAGCUGUUCAAACACCUCUUUGGAAACUAUCAGAAAUGGGUUCGUCCGGUGGAAUACCUAAACCAGACCAUCUGUGUGAAGUUUGGACUGGCCAUCUCCCAGCUAGUUGAUGUGGAUGAGAAAAACCAGCUAAUGACAACCAAUGUGUGGAUGAAACAGGAGUGGAAUGACAUGAAACUCAGAUGGAACCCUGAUGACUAUCUGGGCAUCACAACUAUACGAGUCCCUUCUGACAGGAUCUGGCUCCCUGACGUUGUGCUGUAUGAUAAUGCAGAUGGUCGUUUUGAGGGUACUGUCACCAAGGCUGUUGUUAAGUAUGAUGGAACAAUAUCAUGGACACCACCAGCUAAUUACAAAUCGGCCUGCACCAUUGACGUCACCUUCUUCCCCUUCGACCUCCAGAACUGUUCAAUGAAGUUUGGCUCCUGGACCUAUGAUGGCUCCCAGGUCGACAUCAUUCUGGAGGAAUUCCACGUGGACAAGCAGGACUAUUUUGACAAUGGCGAGUGGGAGAUAGUGAAGGCCACAGGCAGCCGCGGUCUGAGGACAGACAGCAGCUCUUCCUAUCCCACCAUUACCUACUUCUUCAUCAUCCGCAGGUUGCCUCUUUUCUACACCCUCUUCCUCAUCAUCCCCUGCAUCGGCCUGUCCUUCCUCACCAUCCUCGUCUUCUAUCUGCCCUCCAACGGCGGCGAGAAGAUCUCUCUCUGCACCUCAGUGCUGGUCUCGCUCACUGUCUUCCUCCUGGUCAUAGAGGAGAUCAUCCCCUCCUCCUCCAAGGCUAUCCCUCUCAUCGGGGAGUACCUGGUCUUCACCAUGAUCUUCGUCACGCUCUCCAUCAUCAUCACCGUUUUUGCCAUCAACAUCCACCACCGCUCCUCUUCUACACAUCAUGGCAUGGCACCGUGGGUGAAGAGGAUCUUCCUGCAUCGACUACCCAAGCUGUUGUGCAUGCGCAGCCACGUGGACCGCUACGCCACAGCUGGAUUAGCUGGGACAGGGGGAGCUGUCAGACUGGGAUUGAGGAAGGACUCACCUGAGUUCACUCCUCUCCUUUACACCCGACAUAACCUACAAGCAGCUUUGGAUUCUAUCCGCUACAUAACCAUGCACGUAGUUAAAGAAAAUGAGGUCAGAGAGGUGGUACAAGACUGGAAGUUUGUAGCCCAGGUUCUGGAUCGAAUGUUUCUGUGGGCCUUCCUGCUGGUGUCAAUCCUGGGCUCCGCUCUCCUCUUCAUCCCAGUUAUUUACAAAUGGGCCAGCAUCAUCGUCCCUAACCAUGCUGGAAGCACCCUCUAAAUACCACAAUUCAACUAACAAAUAGAGGCAAAGCACAUUAACAGCUACAGCCCUGCUCUGGUUAUCCACAGCCAUGCCAGACAUUGAUUGCUGAGUACAUCUCACAGAGAGUUUUUUAAAAAGAGAUUCUGUUUCUGAGUUUAGACAUAAGUGUAAAACUCAUUUUAUGUACUUCAUACAGUAUGAGAAAAAUUGACUGCUUUAUGAAUGAAAAUAAUUCAACAUUCAGUGAUAUUCGCUGCAUUUUUUUGCCCACAUUUCACACAUGAAUAAAAAUCAACACAUUCAUUUGGCCUAGUGUAUUUGCUGGCAUCACAGAGUGGAGAUUUAUCAUUGAGUCUGGUAGAGGUAGGUACAAAAUGACAAGAACAAGUCCUCACAGGAUCAUUUAAGAUGACUAUCUCACCACCGGCCCUUAAAGUAUGUUUAUGCAGGUUACAUAACAGAGUGAAAUAUGAUAACAUAUCUUGAUGGUUGACUGAUGUUUGAAGAAAAGGCAUUUCUCAUGAGUUUUUUUUUCUCAUGCUCAUUUUUAUUUGCUUUGUGAACAUUUCCACUAACUAUAGUGUCUGCUUUUCUAUAAUUCCAGUUUCACAAAUCUCCAUUACUUAUCCUGGCAUCAGCAGCAGCCUGGAAGUUAUGUAAGUUUUCUGGAGAACAUCCU
Thunnus maccoyii (southern bluefin tuna) is the source of this 2260-nucleotide messenger RNA. It is a transcript of the gene chrna5, whose product is annotated as cholinergic receptor, nicotinic, alpha 5. The coding region runs from base 169 to 1596 and encodes 475 amino acids. Lineage: Eukaryota; Metazoa; Chordata; Actinopteri; Scombriformes; Scombridae. Gene Ontology annotation, cellular component: neuron projection; synapse; postsynaptic membrane. The transcript is spliced from 8 exons. Gene Ontology annotation, biological process: signal transduction; regulation of membrane potential; chemical synaptic transmission. The record is from RefSeq and is a predicted model, not a curated record. Gene Ontology annotation, molecular function: acetylcholine-gated monoatomic cation-selective channel activity; transmembrane signaling receptor activity.